Molecule: messenger RNA, 1822 nt
Organism: Durio zibethinus
Lineage: Eukaryota; Viridiplantae; Streptophyta; Magnoliopsida; Malvales; Malvaceae
Gene: HDA9
Product: histone deacetylase 9
Biological process (GO): epigenetic regulation of gene expression
Cellular component (GO): nucleus
Molecular function (GO): histone deacetylase activity
Source: RefSeq, a predicted model, not a curated record
CGGUGUCGUAUAACGACGCAUAUGUAGUUACAUAUGCCUGAGGGUACACAAUUUUGACUACUGUCUUCUCUGCAACUCUCCUCUGAAGCUCUAACAAUGGCGGAUUUUUCGUAGCGAAAGACUUCACUCUCCGUCUCUUUUCCUUAGCCUUUUCUUUCUCUAUUGGUCGCUAAAAUGCGUCCAAAGGACAAAAUAGCCUACUUUUACGACGGAGAUGUAGGGAGUGUAUACUUUGGCCCUAAUCAUCCGAUGAAACCGCAUCGGCUGUGUAUGACUCACCAUUUGGUCCUUGCCUAUGACCUCCAUAAAAAAAUGGAAAUUUAUCGUCCUCACAAGGCUUACCCCGUUGAGCUUGCUCAGUUCCAUUCAACUGAUUAUGUUGAGUUUUUACAUCGAAUUACGCCGGAUACGCAGCACUUGUUCUCGAAUGAAUUGGCCAGAUACAAUCUUGGAGAAGACUGCCCUGUCUUUGAAAACUUGUUUGAAUUUUGCCAAAUUUAUGCUGGUGGAACUAUAGAUGCUGCACGAAGAUUGAACAAUCAACUAUGUGAUAUUGCUAUAAAUUGGGCUGGUGGUUUACAUCAUGCCAAGAAGUGCGAAGCCUCUGGCUUUUGUUACAUCAAUGACUUGGUUUUGGGAAUCUUGGAGCUUCUAAAGUACCAUGCCCGAGUUUUGUAUAUUGAUAUAGAUGUACAUCAUGGUGAUGGCGUUGAAGAAGCCUUUUAUUUCACUGACAGGGUGAUGACUGUUAGUUUUCACAAGUAUGGAGAUAUGUUCUUUCCUGGAACUGGUGAUGCGAAGGAUAUAGGAGAAAGAGAAGGCAAGUUUUAUGCCAUAAAUGUCCCACUCAAGGAUGGAAUUGAUGACACUAGCUUCACUCGAUUGUUUAAGACAAUUAUCUCCAAGGUUGUUGAAAUGUAUCAACCAGGUGCAAUAGUUCUUCAAUGUGGGGCAGAUUCUCUUGCUGGGGAUCGCUUGGGCUGUUUCAAUCUCUCAAUUGAUGGACAUGCUGAGUGUGUUAAAAUUGUGAAGAAAUUCAACCUACCUUUGCUGGUUACUGGAGGUGGAGGAUAUACAAAAGAAAAUGUUGCACGGUGUUGGACUGUUGAGACAGGAGUUCUUUUAGAUACAGAACUUCCUAAUGAAAUCCCAGAAAAUGAGUAUAUCAAAUAUUUUGCACCAGAGUACUUGUUGAAUAUUCCAAACGGGCACAUAGAGAAUUUAAAUAGCAAAUCAUAUCUGAGUACGAUCAAAAUGCAAGUGUUGGAAAAUCUUCGUUGCAUCCAACAUGCUCCGGGUGUGCAGAUGCAAGAGGUUCCACCUGAUUUCUAUAUUCCUGAUUUGGAUGAAGAUGAGCAAAAUCCUGAUGAGCGCAUGGAUCAGCACACCCAGGACAAGCAAAUUCAUCGUGACGAUGAAUAUUACGAUGGAGACAAUGAUAAUGAUCAAAACAUGGACAUGUGAAGUUACUUGCAGCAUUUUUGUUUGGUAGUAGAGUAUUAGCUUUUCAUGUGUAGGAUUUGUUGCAAUCAAAAUUUAGAAAUAUGGGUAACACCUCAUCAAAGAAAAAAGGUGCAAGGAAUCGCACUAUAAUUGUUCAUAUAUUGAUUUUCAAAAUUGUCUAUGGCUCUGGUCUUUCACGGAUUUGUUCCAAUACAAUGCUUAGCAUUAUUUGGUGAAUUUCUUCUUCAAAGCUUCUCUGAGAUUUCAAUAUGUAUUCCAUUUGGAAACAAUCUUCCCUCAGUGAGCACAUGCAAAUUCCCAAUCCAGAUGACAACUUGUAUUUUACAUAAUUAAACAAACAAGCCAUUAUUUCAUUGUU